AUGUCUUGGGACAAGACCCACCUGGGCCCUAAAUACAUGGGCCUCUGGGACUUCAAGGCACGAACAGACGACGAACUGAGCUUUCAGGCGGGAGACCUCCUGCAUGUUACCAGGAAGGAGGACCAGUGGUGGUGGGCCACCCUGCUGGAUGCAGCAGGCAAGGCCUUGGCUGAGGGCUAUGUGCCCCACAAUUACCUGGCAGAGAAGGAAACUGUGGAGUCUGAGCCGUGGUUCUUUGGUUGCAUCUCUCGAUUAGAGGCCAAGCACAGGCUGCAGGCUGAGGACAACUCAAAGGGUGCCUUCCUGGUCAGAGUCAGCCAGAAGCCAGGAGCAGACUAUGUUCUCUCUGUGCGGGACUCUCAGGCCGUGCGACAUUACAGGAUCUGGAAGGACAAUGUGGGCUGGCUGCACCUGAGUGAGGCAGUAUCCUUCCCCAGCCUAUCUGAGCUCGUGGACUACCAUAAGACCCAGAGCCUGUCCCAUGGCCUGCAACUGACCAUGCCCUGCUGGAAGCACAAAACUGAGCCCUUGCCCCACUGGGAUGACUGGGAGAGGCCCAGGGAUGAGUUCACACUCUGUAAGAAGCUGGGAGCCGGCUACUUUGGGGAGGUCUUUGAAGGGCUCUGGAAAGGCCAGGUCCGUGUGGCUGUGAAGGUGAUCUCUAGAGAAAACCUCCUGCACCAGCACACCUUCCAGUCUGAGAUCCAGGCCAUGAAGAAACUGCGACACAAGCAUAUCCUGGCACUGUAUGCCGUGGCAUCUGCAGGGGACCCUGUCUACAUCAUCACAGAGCUCAUGCCCAAGGGAAGCCUGCUGCAGCUAUUACGGGACUCUGAUGAGGAAGCCCUGCCUAUUUCGGAGCUGGUGGACUUUGCAUCACAGGUCGCUGAGGGCAUGUGCUACCUGGAAUCUCAGAAUUACAUCCACCGUGACCUAGCUGCUAGGAAUGUCCUUGUUGCAGAGAACAAUCUCUGCAAAGUGGGGGACUUCGGGCUGGCCAGGCUUGUCAAGGAAGACAUCUACCUUUCCCAUGACCACAACAUCCCUUACAAAUGGACAGCACCCGAGGCACUCUCCCGAGGACAUUACUCCAUCAAAUCUGACGUCUGGUCUUUUGGGGUUCUCCUCCAUGAAAUUUUCAGCAGGGGGCAGAUGCCCUACCCAGGCAUGUCCAAUCAUGAGGCCUUCCUGAGGGUGGAUGCCGGCUACCGCAUGUCAUGCCCCCUGGAAUGCCCACCCAACAUGUACAAGCUGAUGCUCAGCUGUUGGAGCCAGGACCCCAAGCAGAGACCUUGCUUCAAAGAACUGUGUGAGAAACUCUCAGGCAUCACUAGGUAUGAGAACCUGGUCUGAGUUCCUUGGACGUGGCCAGGACCCACCAAAGAGCGCCUUCGUGAUUAUCCUGGACCUCCAUUGAAGGUGUGCAACAUCCUUCACCUUACCGGGAUAGGAAACAUAUCAAACAUACCUCAGAUACUACGUGCUGUCAAGGAGCGAGUAAAGAAGGAGCCAUAGUCCCUUCCCAUCUAUCCUCUUCCAGGAGGUGGUCCCCAAAAUUCCAGGCAGCCAUCCUGGCUUCUUCCUCUCAUCUCCUGGGAAGGCUUCAUGUGACAGAGAAGCCAAGAGUCUCAGCAACAAGCCUGUGGAGUUCUUUCCAGCACAUCACUUUCAUAGCAUAUCUGUCCUUGGUCACUCCUCUGCUCAAUUGUCCACACACACCCCACCCCUUGGCACCUUGAUUCUACAGGCUCUUGUGCCACAGAACAAGUUUUGGAGCUUCAGGUCCUUUCCCUUCAGAGAUAACUUUCUGUCCUGAGCUCCUGAGACAGAACACUCUCAGAAAAGACCACUGCCUUCAUCUACCACUCUCCCUUUCCUGUUUGGACCUGAGGCUUUCCAGAUGGUUCUGGUCCAAGCCUGCUUUCCCCAUGUGUCUCCAGUGUUCUUGAACACAUGCUUGAUCCCUUAAGCCCAGCCAAACU
This is a messenger RNA of Cricetulus griseus (Chinese hamster), 1982 nucleotides long. NCBI's taxonomy places the organism in Eukaryota, Metazoa, Chordata, Mammalia, Rodentia, Cricetidae. The record is from RefSeq and is a predicted model, not a curated record.